AACUGGAUGAACCUGCGUGAUGCUGAGACUGGGAAAGUGCUGUGGCAGGGAACAGAGGACCUGUCUCUUCCUGGGGUCGAACAUGAAGGUACUGGCACCUCCUGGCUGGUUUACUGUCGGCUUUCCUCCUGGUGUAGAACGUGUAUUACUAGGCCAUAUCUUCCUACCACUACCAAGAUGGCCACUCUGUUCUUUUUGUGAUUUUAUUUUAUUAAACAUAUAAAUAAAUACUGGGGUUGAUGCAUACAAUAGGCUUUACAGACGUCAAAUUGGAAAUGUAAACAAAGAGAUUGCUGGCAAAUAAAACAAAUCUAACUUUAUUUUAAAGAAGCAAGGCAUUCACAGCAACUCUGACCAUUUCAAUAAUGACUGUCCACGGCCUCAGUCCUGCUUUGAUAACCACUUAGGUCUAACCAUCCCAGCAGUCUGGCAGUUUGUCCUCGAGCUUGAACCCUAACAAUGUCAAAAUUAGGCUUGUGCGAUAGACCGUUUAUACUGUAUACCGGGGUAUUUCAAAAUAGACAGAAUGAUUUUCAAUACCGUAGAGGGGAAAAAAGCAGUGCGUGCUACACCACUGCUUAUAACUAUUAGUUGAGUAUAACAUCUAAGAUGUCAAAUUAUAUCCAGCUCAGGGCUAAGUGGCUAGAUGUCAAGAUCAAGCGUCUUGGUUACAGCAGAGCCAUUCAAUCCCCUCCUGGAUCAGGAUCCAUGUUGCCAAAAAUUUUUGCAUAUUUUUUUUUAUGGUAAAGAAAAUAGAAAUUGCGCUCCUUGUGUGCACAUUUGGGAAUACCGUAUACCCCGGUAUAGUACAGAAACUGAAUAACUGUAUGACAAGCUGGAUACCGCCCAACCCUAGUUAAAAUGCCCAAAAUGAUUAUCAAUUUACCUCUACACAUAGUUAUAUCAAUGUUGUGUAUAUUACAAUCUAUAGAAAAUGCAGGUAGUUAGAAAGUAUAUUAGAAUCUCUUAUGGGAGAAAGUAGCCUAGCUCUUGGAAAACAUCAGGCUGUUGCUUUGAGUGCAAUCUAUUCUCUCCUAAUUAGUAGUUUGACGGUCCCAUUCAUUUCCUUGCAGCUCGAGUCCCCAAGAAAAUACUCAAGUGCAAAGCUGUGUCCAGAGAGCUAAAUUUCUCUUCGUCAGAAAAGCUGGAAAAGUUCCGCCUUGAACAGAAGGUUUUCUUCAAAGGCCAAUGCUUAGAAGGUACUAGUCUAUUUGAUCUGUUUCAAUAAUCAUGUUUAUUAUAGAUGUACUCUAUAAGAAUACAAUGUCUGUGCAUAGUGAAUUCAAUCAUUAAAUGUCUCUCUACCUGCAGAAUGGUUCUUUGAGUUUGGCUUUGUGAUUCCCAACUCCACAAACACAUGGCAGUCUUUGAUAGAGGCAGCGCCAGAGUCUCAGAUGAUGCCCGCAAAUGUUUUAACGUAAGAGGAAAUCCAUUUUUUUUUGGGCUUUUUGGUCAUUCCCCUGCAGUUGGUUUGUGCAAUUGUUUGUCAGUAGUAUAAAACAUGCACUCACUAGGCUACAUCUUGAAUAAGUAAUUAGGCUACAGUGAAAUAUUCCUUCACUUAUUUAUUCUAUGCCAAACUUGCAGGAAACCGUCAUUUCCUUUAUAUGGGACUGCUUUGUCUCAGUGUUUGCUGAUUUGUAAUGUUUCUUUCUCUCCCUUGCAGUGGGAAUGUUGUUAUAGAGACCAAGUUCUUUGACGACGACCUUCACGUCAGCACCUCCCGGGUACGACUUUUCUACGUCUGA
Coregonus sp. 'balchen' is the source of this 1748-nucleotide messenger RNA. The record is from the annotation of a GenBank genome assembly. NCBI's taxonomy places the organism in Eukaryota, Metazoa, Chordata, Actinopteri, Salmoniformes, Salmonidae.